Siniperca chuatsi (mandarin fish) is the source of this 3656-nucleotide messenger RNA. It is a transcript of the gene herpud1, whose product is annotated as homocysteine-inducible, endoplasmic reticulum stress-inducible, ubiquitin-like domain member 1. The transcript is spliced from 8 exons. Gene Ontology annotation, cellular component: endoplasmic reticulum membrane. NCBI's taxonomy places the organism in Eukaryota, Metazoa, Chordata, Actinopteri, Centrarchiformes, Sinipercidae. Gene Ontology annotation, molecular function: transmembrane transporter binding. The coding region runs from base 265 to 1563 and encodes 432 amino acids. The record is from RefSeq and is a predicted model, not a curated record. Gene Ontology annotation, biological process: ubiquitin-dependent protein catabolic process; negative regulation of endoplasmic reticulum stress-induced intrinsic apoptotic signaling pathway; endoplasmic reticulum calcium ion homeostasis.
AUCAGGAGCGGCCACAGUGUGUUUGGAAACAAACGUGACGUCCUCCUCGCUUCAGUCCCGAAUGACUACCCAGCAGAGAGACGCUGCUAGAUUCAGCAGAGUCCCACAAGUUACUCUUUAGACGAGACAAUUUGCGUCGCUUUUCUUCUGUCUGCUGACAAAUUCUAUCACGAGGACUCUUGUUACUUUGACGACUAUAGUUGUAGCGAGUAAACAGCAUCAUCCUAAACACGACAAUACAACGAGUGAAAGAGAAAGAUAAAAAUGGAUGUGGAAGAGUCACAACAAAAGACGAUUACUCUUCUUAUAAAAACGCCCAACCAGGCUCAGGAGGACCAAACCGUCGAUGGCGUCUGUCUGAACUGGACUGUAAAGGAGCUGAAAACGCAUUUGUCGAUUGUUUACACAACUAAACCGGCUGUGAGUGACCAGAGACUGAUCUAUGCUGGUAAACUGCUGCCCGACCAUCUGCAAAUUAAAGAUCUCUUCAGACAGACUGACUGCAUUCCCACACUGCACCUGGUGUGUGCUUUUAGGAAUCCACCCCAGGGACCACUGGGAGCUAGACCUAAGACCAAAGGGACAGAACAGCCACAUCCCUCCAGUCCAAGGACCAUGGCACCCUCUCCUUCACCCAGUCCCAGCAGCUCCCCCUCCACAGUCCAGACUCCCAGCACACCAGAGCUGAGGCAGAGGAGGCAGACAUCUUCAACCUCAGCUGCUGCUCCAGCUCACACACAUACCCCAGUGUCUCCACCAGGAACUCCUUCAUGGCCUGCUGCUGCAGUGCCUGGAGCACUGCAGAUGACCCAACCAGCCUUUCCCACCUACUCCCUGUACAGCCCUGAACAGCUACUGUGGCUCCAGCAUGUCUAUGCUAGACAGUAUUACAUGCAAUACCAUGCAGCGUUGGCGGCAGCAGGCACCGUCCCCUCUGCACCAGCUACAACCAUUGGCCAGUACCCUCCUGUUCCCGCCCACCAAGUACCUGUCCCAGCUGCCUUAGCCAAUCAGCCAGCGAAUCAGAACCCAGCGCAGGAUGGCGCUUUCAUCAACCCUGGGGAGGCCAACCAGAACAUGCGGAUGAACGCGCAGGGCGGGCCUGUAAUGGAGGACGAGGAGGAUGUGGAGCGCGAUUGGCUGGACUGGUUGUACUCCGCCGCAAGAUUUGGCGUUCUGCUUAUGAUUGUGUACUUCAACUCCAACCUGACUCGCUUUCUGCUAGUGAUGAGCACCCUCCUCCUCAUGUACCUACACACAGCUGGUUGGUUUCCGUUCAGAAGACGAUUGCAGGUCCAAGGACUCAACCAUGUGCUGAACCCUGAGAUCCAGCACAACCAGCAGAACGAGAACAGGAACCCAAACCCAAAUCCAGCUGACGAGCUUGCUGACAGACAAAGAGAGGAAGCUGCUGCUGCAGCAGACGGAUCAGAUGGACAAGGACCAAUGACGGCAGUUUUAGUGCCUCCUCACAGGGUGUCAGCCAUGUGGACGGCCUGGGUUUUCUUCAAAACUUUCUUCUCCUCCCUCAUACCCGAGGUUCCUCAGGGUGUGGCCAACUGACCACCUAGGACAGACGAUUGAUGGAGACAGUGGGGAACUUGAAUUUCCACAAAUGUGGCCUGGAAACAAAGGACACGAAGGACUGGAAACAUCAGACAGCAUUUUUAACAAUAAGAAAUUAUUCAAUCGGAUCCCAGUUCUCCAUCUGACCAAACACCUACUGUUGGUUUUUACCCCUCCCCAAGGUGUUUUGCUGUGUGACAAGGCCUUGUAAGACAAGUGCAGCUACCUGGUUCCCUUCUCCAUGAAACAGCAGUAGGUGGCAGCUGAGGGUAAAAAAACCUCUCAGCUGACACUGUUGGACUAUUGUGCCUGAAUUAUUCUUCCUAUGAGGAGGUUUAUGUACAUGGGCUUUCUGAUCCCAUAGGAUUCUAACUCAGCUCGUCUGAGUUUUCAUAAUGAAGAAUAUGAUCCAGAUCAAUACUCUCACAUUUAUAAGGAUUAUAUGAGCCAUGCUCAGUUGAAGUGAAAAUCCACGCACAGACAGAACUCAGUACUGUAUCUUAUGGCUAUCCAAAUCUAAAUUCUGUUUUUCGAGGAACAGAUUAAUAUUUUCUAUACAAACUGUCCACACUUGGAGCCUGUGUUUGAUAGGAGAGAGUUUUUUUUUCACUUGUUUGACAUACUUCUAUCUAUGGAGGCAUAGGAAGCCCAAAAGGAUUUGAGCUGAAUUUAUAGCAAUAAAAUAUAUUACUUUUUUUAAAAUCCCCCUUUUAAUUCCUCAAAGUAAGUUAUUUCAAGAUGUGCAAUUUCAAAAACUUGAUUUUAAGUUUUUGUUUGUUUUUUUUUUGUAUUCACAAAAUAUUCACAAUAUUCACAAAAACUACAUAUGCUUGCCCAAAUUCAGUGGGUCCUUUUCGAUAUUUAAAAAAACCCUCAUUUGACUUUUCUUUAUGAGUUCUGUUUUGGGUGGAUUUUCCUGUUAUUGAGCGUCAGCUGAUGGUGAUUGUGACCAAAUACAAAUUAGACUGCGUCUUUCUGCCAAAUUGUUGAGUACAUUUUCUGUAAAAUAGUGAUUUUACCAUAGUAAAAAAUAUAUAAAUCAAGUUUUGUAAAUAUACUAUAUGUACACAAAGCACUUUACAACAUGUAUCUUAUGCAAGCUUCUUUACAUAUAGAGAGUUAUGAUUUCUUAUUCUUCAUGGGAAGGUUUCUAAUAUAAAUAUAAUGCCUAGAGGGCUCAGAGUUGUGCUUUAUGUUUUGUUUGUAUUUUUCAGAGGGGACUAACUUUAAAUUUCAGGUCAAUUCUAAAAUCCCAUUCAAACAAAACAGGUUGAAGGUCAGAUCAGUGCCAUUUAAAUUAUAGCAAAUAUCACUUUAGAAAUUAAAUUUGAAUUAUUUAUAAUGUCAGAAACCAUCUUUAGAAUAUCUAUAGAAUUGAGGCAAGUUUACUUCUCAGCUGGCUUGUAAGCCCUCUGUAUAGUGUUCUCUUUGCAUCCAGGGAUUGCGUUCUUUUAUUAUUGUGUUGUCACAGAUCUUAACUCCAUUUAGUUAACAUUCCAAAUUAUAAACUGAAUGUGGUAUAAUCAAACUACCCCACAUCAUUCCUACUGUACAUGUCAUUUCUCAAGCAUUUUUAUCAUCAUUCUGAUUGAGAAACCUUCACUGUAACAGAUCAAGUGCACAAAUGACAAUGACUUUUUGUUAAUGCUGUUAACUGGUCACUUCACUCAAGUCAUCAAAAUUACGAUGUUAUGCUGUUAUGUGACUUGAGUUCCAAUCUGUUAAGCGUUUAUUAACUGACUGUAAUCAUUGCAUGUUUUAUUGAUCUAUAUCAAGGAAUAAGUGGGUUUACUAGCUUCUCUUAACAAUGUCACUGUAAAAGGGGGUGUAUUACACCUUUUAAGUAAAGAGUGAAAAGUCCGCCUUGUAAUCCAAUCCAUUUUGUGUACUGCAUUAGCCCCUGCUGUAAAGUUAGCACUCUGUUUCCCUUUGGGGAAUGACCAUAGUUUGUGACAUUGGUCACCAUGUAUAUUUGGAAGUGUUAAUGUUAAGACAAGAUUUCCUUUUUUUGUUUGUCUUUCUGUGAGAGUUGCUUAUUGAUGGAUGUUGAGGGAGACAAUAAUGGAUGCAAUAAAUGUUCUUAACUUUAA